AUGGCUCCGGGGCCGGCUCGGCGCGCUCGGCGCAGGCCCCGCGCCCCGCGCCCUUCGCAGGCGCGCUCGGCGGAGGACUGGUGGUGGGACCGGCUGGCGCCCAGCGGCUCCGGGUUCCAGCUGCUGCAAGCGGACAGCGUGCUGCUGGUGCUGCCCGGCUCGGAGGGAGGCCGCGGCCGCGCCCGCCGCCCGCGCGUCCGAGGGGCGCGCGCCGGGCCCAGACCCAAACUCCGAGCCCGCGCGGGGCCCGCGCCUGCUGCUUCUAUCUCUGCCCCGGACCCGGACCCGGACCCGGGCUGGGCCGAUCUCCUGCCCUUGGAGAUCCUGGUGCGGAUUUUCCAGCUGCUGGUGUCGGCAGAAGGCCCCGUGCCCUUCCUCGCCAGAGCCGCGUGCGUGUGUCGCCGCUGGCGCGAAGCCGCCUCCCAGCCCGCGCUCUGGCACACCGUCACCCUGGCGCCCCCGCUGUCCGGCCGGCCGGGCAAAGGGGGGGCCAAGGCGGAGAAGAAGCUCCUGGGCUCCCUGGAGUGGCUCAUGCCCCACCGGUUCACCCUGCUCCAGAGGCUGACACUCCUCCACUGGAAGACGCACUUGCGGCCCGUGUUGCAGCUGACCACAGAGUUCUGCCCGCGGCUCGGUUCCCUCAAGCUCUCCGACUGCCAUGGUAUCACUCCCGAUGCCUUGCUUCUGCUGGCCAGAGCCUGUCCCCAGCUUCACAGCCUGGAUGUACAACACUCCACCGUGGAGUCCACAGCCCUGGUGAGCUUCCUGGAAGAAACAGGACCCCGGAUGCGCCGGCUGGGGCUGACCUACAGCUCCCAGACGGCCACUGUGCUGGGUGCGCUCCUGGGAGGCUGCUGUCCACAGCUGCAGGUCCUGGAGCUGAGUUCUGGCAUCCCCCCCAGCAGCAUUCCACUCCAGCUGCCAGUCGAAGCCCUGCAGAAAGGCUGCCCUGGGCUGCAGGUGCUGCGGCUGCUGAACCUGGCCUGGCUGCCCAAGCCCUUGGUGAGAGCAGUCGCGCCGGGCCCUGGCUUCCCUGCCCUGGAAGAGCUCUGCCUAGCGAGCUCCACCUGCAGCUCCGUCAGCGAUGAGGUCCUGGGCCGCCUGCUUCAUGGCUCCCUGGGCCUACGCCUGCUGGAUCUCCGUGGCUGCGCCCGCAUCACUCCCGCCGGCCUGCACCGCCUCCCCUGUCUGGACCUGGAGCAGCUCCACCUGGGCCUAUACGGUAUGUCUGACCGGCUGACGCUGGCCAAAGAAGGCAGCCCCUUGCUGACCCAUAAGUGGUGCCACAGCCUGCGGGAGCUGGAUGUGAGUGGCCAGGGCUUCAGCGAGAAGGACUUGGAACAGGCCUUCGCCGCCUUCUCAGACCCCACCAGCGUGGGCCCCCAGCCGGCCUUGUGUUACCUCAACCUCAGAGGCACCCGCGUCAACCCCAGCACAGUCAGCUCUGUGAUCAGGAGCUGCCGGGACCUGCGUUACCUCAACCUGGAGUCGUGCCGCUGCCUGCCCCGGGGCCUGAAGCGGGUGUAUCAGGCCCCUGAAGCCGUACAGUGGUGCCUGGAGCAGCUGCUCACCAGUCCCCAGGUCCCCAGCUAGGUGCUGCCCACCCUGUUACCCUGACAUUUGGAAUGCCGGAGCAUUUUUGUUACAAUAAAUCCUAUUUUAGCA
Molecule: messenger RNA, 1665 nt
Organism: Suncus etruscus (white-toothed pygmy shrew)
Lineage: Eukaryota; Metazoa; Chordata; Mammalia; Eulipotyphla; Soricidae
Gene: FBXL6
Product: F-box and leucine rich repeat protein 6
Exons: 9
Coding region: 1-1593 (530 amino acids)
Biological process (GO): SCF-dependent proteasomal ubiquitin-dependent protein catabolic process
Cellular component (GO): SCF ubiquitin ligase complex
Molecular function (GO): protein binding
Source: RefSeq, a predicted model, not a curated record